AUGUGGCCACGUACGUACUUGGUAAGUGGACUCGACACUUCAAAAGUAGCUACCACACCGUAUUACUUGUUAGUCCGUCUCGGCGUUGUGGUCGUGUGCCUAGCAAUUGCCGGAAUCGGAUGUGCCCGACAAUCUCGUAAAGCCUUCAUGUUCACCGGCGUCGGCCUUCUUCUCACAGUUCUACUCUUCGCGGUUUCGAUGGCCUGCUGGCACUAUGUGAACUACCUCGAACGAGCCGUGCUUGAAAUGCCGCCAUUUUACAAAUCCUGGGAACCGAUCCUCAAAUCAACAACGCGUUUCAACUUCGGAUGGUCUCUCGUUGUGGCUUGGGUUGGAAUUCUCUUUAUCCUCUUCGCAUCGGUGUUCUUCAUCUGCUCCGCCAGCCGGUUAAAGAAGCCAAAUUUUAUUUAG
This is a messenger RNA of Strongylus vulgaris, 411 nucleotides long. The record is from the annotation of a GenBank genome assembly. Lineage: Eukaryota; Metazoa; Nematoda; Chromadorea; Rhabditida; Strongylidae.